Molecule: messenger RNA, 4681 nt
Organism: Crotalus tigris (Tiger rattlesnake)
Lineage: Eukaryota; Metazoa; Chordata; Lepidosauria; Squamata; Viperidae
Gene: EPS8L1
Product: EPS8 like 1
Exons: 21
Coding region: 327-2339 (670 amino acids)
Biological process (GO): positive regulation of ruffle assembly; regulation of Rho protein signal transduction; Rho protein signal transduction
Cellular component (GO): ruffle membrane; plasma membrane; vesicle
Molecular function (GO): actin binding
Source: RefSeq, a predicted model, not a curated record
UAAGCUUCUACUAGCUGUCCAGGUAUGCAAGGGGUGUGGCCCAGCUAGGAGGUUUGCUCGUAAAGGGACCAGUAAGUCAUUCAAGUAGUUCAUAAUUUCUACGUGCCACUUCAGAUGUUCCUAGCUUUGUGUCCUUAGGAGAAAUGAUAGAAGCGGAACCAAAGAGCUGAGAAGACCAGGUGGUUUUGCGCAUGGGAGAUCAAGGAUUGGCUGCUGUUCUUUUAGCUGUGAGACAAAAGCCACCUGUGCUUGGAGAGACUGCUCAUUUUCUUCUCUUCCUUUGUGAAAAGGCUGUGGUGUGAAUUUCAGAUAUAGUUGCUGACAUCAUGAGUGAUUCAGGAAGCUUAUUUGGUGACGUUCACAAGCCCAGUGCCAGAACCAUUUAUGAACACAGGAAGAAGUAUUCCAACUUCAUUGUGGCAGAUGUCUCCCAGUAUGCUGUCAAUCACCUGGUGACCUUCUCCAUUGGGGAAGAGGACGAUUUGACAUGUGUGGAAGAUGCUGUCAGGAAACUGUGCAUCAUGGAUAAGCAAGGGAAGGUCUGGGUUCAGGAGAUGUUACUCCAAGUCAGCGGGUCAGCUAUCAAGCUCCUUGACAUAAACUCAAAGGAGGAAUUGGAGAAUUAUGCAUUGGCAACUGUGGCUUAUUGUGAUGCUGUCCGCCCUGAGUCUCGGUCACGAUCCUUGCUUCUACUCAUGUGCCAGGAACCUACUCAGCUCAGACCGGAUAUCCACUUCUUUGAGUGUGAUCAAAUUAGGGCGGAAUGGAUCCAGCAAGACAUCAGUAGUGCCCUGCUGGACUUCAACACAGGAGGAAAUACCCAACGGACAGAAGCCUUAAGAGCUGCCCAAAAUAUGCUUGAUAAUCAGGAGAUCUCUCGGCCUCCUGUGCAGGUUCCUUCUAGGACAAAGAUUGUUGCACCAGGGCCAAGAGAAGAUGCCAUGUUGGUAGGAGAAUCUGAUCUGACCUCCAUCCAAAUGGAGCAAAAUGUGGAACUGCUAAACCAUGUUUUUGAUGAUGUGGAAGCCUUUGUGAGAAAUCUGCAGAAAUCUGCCGAAGCUUUCCGUGUCCUGAAUCAAUGCAGGCGCUCUGCAAGACGACAUCUUCGAGAGCCAGGAGAGGGACUCUUAACCAUCAGAGCAAAACCUCCAUCUCAAGAGGAGUUUGAAGACACUCUGUCCAAGAUCAAAUAUUCCUUCAGCCUUCUGGCAAGGCUGAAAUCUAACAUCACUAACCCUACUUCAGAGGAGCUACUAUGUAUUCUUUUCAAGCCCUUGAAGAUGAUUGUGGACGCUUCUGGAGGUGUGGAAUUUGCUUCUGAACUGCGCAAUCCCAUGUUAACUCUAGAGGCCGUGACUUUGAUGCGAAGCUGCUUAGGAGAACAGGAAACAGAAUUUUGGCAUUCUCUGGGUGAAAACUGGACUAAGCCCAGGGUGGAUUUCCCCAGGGGCUAUGCAGCUCCCUACAACCUAACUUUCUGCAGGGGCUGGGAGCCUCCUGUCCGAGAUGCUUUUGGAAAACCUUGGGAAGACCCAGUAGAGAUACAACACCGUCAUGAAGAACGACGCACCCAGCAAUCGGCACCCACAAUUGCAGCCAAUGGAUGCAAACAUCUAGAGAAAUCAGUGAUCUGCACCCAUAGCUUCACAGCCAGAAACAGCAAUGAACUGUCAGUGCUUCAAGGAGACAUAUUAGAGGUUCUUGAUGAUAGUAGAAAGUGGUGGAAAGUCAAGAACUGUUAUGAUCAAGUUGGUUACGUCCCUUAUAAUAUUCUUGCUCCAGUGCUGAAUGGAGAUAAUUCCAGUAUCCAGAAUGACAAGGAAAUGCUUCUAAUUCAUGAAAUCACCCCUGUAACAACGAAGAUAAUACCACCUCAGCCACCAGCAAUGACCACAAGUCUACAGUCCAAUGGUGUAAAAUUGGCCAGCGCAAAGGAGCCUAACGAGAACCAGAAUAAGAAAGAACACUUCAGCGUGGUCAACGAGGAGCUUGUCUUCAGGCUGGCCAACGGGACAAGUGGCUAUGGCAAAACUCUUCAUAUCCCACGUACUCUGGAUACUGAUGUCCCUUUAGACUACAAUUCAAAUUCUGAUCAAGUCCGGACCUGGUUGGAGGCCAAAGGGUUCAAUCCAUUGGUUGUCCAUGCUUUGGGGAUUCUGAAUGGCGCUCAGCUCCUGUCCUUGAAAAAGGAUGAGUUCAGAGCUAUCAACCCAGAAGAAGGACCUCGAGUCUACAGCCAGGUUACCAUCCAGAAAGCCCUCCUAAAGGAUUCUGGGAAAAUGUCAGAGCUAGAGGUCGUGAUGGCAAGACAAAAGAUAAAAGCAGAAGGAUUGGACUAAUAGAGCUCUCUUCUUGUGUGGUGAUGUGACUUUGCUAAAGCAAUGUGGAAAUUCAGAUUCCUCUCUCUACAGGAUCAGAAUCUAGCCUGUGUAGGAUCAGUGUGAAAGAAUUGGUUGUAAUUGUUACUGUGGGUGUGUUUUAUUUUAAAAAGAGAGAUUUGAGAAUACCAGGAAGUUUGAUUUGCCAUCAAACAAGAGAAACUUCCUGGUAUUCUCAAAUCUCUCUUUUUAAAAUAGAGGUCAUGGAACAAUAUUCACUCUCCCCCUUCCUUAAUCCCCAAAUUAAAAAAAAAGGAAAUAAUUGUGACCUAUAAGAUCUACACUUUCUCCAUUUUGGAACAAUUGCUUAUCUCCUUGUAGAAUUAGCUCUCAAUCUUUCAGUAGGGAAAUACUAAUAUGGUAUAGUAUGCGCUAUUACAUCAUCUAUUUAGUUCUUUCAUUAAACAUCAGUCGGAAUAUUAUUGAACAAAUUUUUUUUCAGAUGUAUGGCCUCAUGAACUAUGCAUGUAAAUCUACAUAAAAUCAAUGAUUUUAUACACAGUUUAUUUAAUCCAGUUCAUAGAUCAGCACAGGAAAUGUAAUCAGAGUUCUACCUGCGUGUUCAGUGAGUAACAUUUUACAACUCUAUGAACUUUUAAAGCAAAUCAUCCUGUCUAGCCACAAUGACUCCACCUGUUCUUUUUUUAAUAGAUUGGUUCCUGUGAAAUAAUAGCUCAACAUUAAAAAAAUGUUAAAUAAUCUAAGUAAGUAUGUGUCAUGAAAAGUGAUGAAUUACUAUUACAAGAGUUAAUUGCUUUAAAUUCAGAGGCCUUUGUCACAGAACAAUACACUUUUGGCCACUAGAUGGCAGUCGGCAGCCUCUAUGGGCAAACCAAGCUGUUUAACUACAGAUAAUUUCCCUGUAAAUCAAAAAGAUUUAGCCAGAUUUUUAACAGCUUGUUCCUAUUGUCCUGAAAGCAUUUUUUAUGGGGAAAAUGAACUGAAUCAGCUGCUUUGAAGGAAUCUUAUGCAAGAAAAUGUGAUGUUUCAACUAAAAAAAAAAGCCUUUAUGAUAAAAUGGGACCAUUUGCUGUGCUUCAGUUUCAUUAUGGUGUGUAUUUGUGUAUAUGUGUGUUAGCUAGUUAUUUAAUUAGUUCUUUUUUUCCAAUAGCUUUCUCACAAUUUGAUGAACAUAUGUUGAACAGUGCACCAUAAUUUUGAUUGCUGUUAAAACAGUUUUCAUUAGAAGUUUCUUGAGUUCAGUUUUACCCCUAAAUCUACUAGCAGUUCUGCACAGAUUGUUUACUCACAAGCUGCUGUAAAUUGUUGUGGAAGCGAAAGGUGUGGAUGGCAAAAAUCACUGUAAGCUGCUUUCCCAUAAUUAAUGCCAAUAUUCCCAAUAUUUAUUUUAAGCCUAUUUAUAUGAAAUUAUUGUUGUUAAUAUUUGUUUUAAAAAGAUUGAUUUUUAAAAUUUCUUUAAAAAAAAUUGAUUUUGAAAAUUCUCUAGAACAAGUCCCUAGUUAAGUUGCCUAUUAAGCAAAAUGGGUUUCUGAGCAGCAUGUAAAAUCUCCCAGGAAAUAAGAUUUCAAAUAACAUUUUUAAGGCCAGAAAUUCUGUUCUACGGCUGCUUUACAUGGGACCAUUUUUGCAGAAGGACUAAGAAUCAAUUCCAAGAUUAUCUAUUCCUUAUGGUGGCAUUAGUGAAUCCAAAAUACAGGUAGUCCUUGACUUACAACAGUUCAUUUAGUGACCUUUCAAAGAUAAAACUGCACUGGAAAAAAGUGACUUAUGAUUGUUUUUCACACUUAAAACCAUUGCAGCAUCUCCAUGGUCACAUGAUCAAAAUUCAAAUACUUGGCAACUGAUUCAUACUUAUGACGGUGUCCCCUUUGCAACCCUCUGACAAGCAAAGUCAAUGGGAAAGCCAGAUUCACUUAACUAAUUCAUUCUCUAAUUUAACAUGUGUAGUGAUUCAAUGAACAAAUGUGGCAAGGAAAGUCAUAAAAUGGGGCAAAGCUCACUUAACAAAUGUCUCGCUUAGCAACAAAACUUUUGGGCUCAAUGGUGGUUGUAAAGCGAGGACUACCUGUAAGGGAUUUCAAUUUAAUUUGCAGCUGGCAAAUUUAGUGCAGUCCAAAAAAACUCACACAGGAGACCAUCUCUCAUUUAUAAUUGGUUAAAAUUUGCACAUGUUAUGUCUGUGGUUUAUUUUCUCCAAACUUCCUGAGAGGCCCGGCUGCUUGUUUGCUGUAGUGGGACAUGAUGGAAAUGCGGUAUCUCUUAUUGUUUCAGGACUUGGGGAGGUUUUAUGGAAGACAUUGUUAAUUAUAUUAAAAUCUGUAAAUAAAUGUUUCAAACAAUAA